This is a messenger RNA of Acanthosepion pharaonis, 534 nucleotides long. Lineage: Eukaryota; Metazoa; Mollusca; Cephalopoda; Sepiida; Sepiidae. The record is from the annotation of a GenBank genome assembly.
AUGAAGGCAAAGAUCAGCAGGGAUACAGGUGUACCUGAAUCCACCCUCAGGAGUUGGUGGGAGAGGAGGAGGAGAGCAAGUUGCAAGAGUUCACACAGACUGUCCAUGGGUCAGAAGGACUGUAGAAAGAAGGCCUGGGCAGCCAAUGAUGAACAGCUGGACAAGGCUAUGCUAACCUGCUGGUUUGUGAAAGAGCAGAGCCAAGGGAAUCCUCUGUCAGGUCCCAUCAUGAGGCACCAGGCAGAGAAGUUUCACCACCAGCUCCAUGGAGCUGGGGGUGAGAGAGACUUCAUUGCCAGCAAGAGGUGGCUCCAGCAUUUCCAGAAGAGGCACGGCCUAGGAGCAGCGAAAAUGCAGGGAAAGCAGAGGUCAGCUGACACAGCAGCAGAAGACUUCUUCCUAGCCCAGGUGAAGGAAGAAGCAGCAGUAGCACCACCACCACCAGCCAAGAGCCACACUGAUGCAGCAGACUCCCUCCACCAGCUCAUUACUACCCUACACCUGAGAAACCUUCACAGGAGGACCCAGCUAUGA